GCUCAUUCCUGGCGCCUGAAUGCUUCCGGCUCAAGAGCCGCUAUGCCCGACUAGCGUGCAGUGCGCACGCCCGGGAAGCCAUGGAUGAUCUGGAUUUCGACCUUCUUCAGGCGAAGGUCUUGGGCGCAGAAAGCAGUCGGCUGAUAGCUCAAGGCCGCACGGGGCUGCCGCCCGCGGGCUGGUCCCCCGCAGCAGCCUCGGCCCGGCUGCUGGGCGACGGCGCCGGGCUGCCCGGCGCCGGCGGAAGCGGCGGCGCCGGCGGCCGGGAGCGCUUCGGGCAGCUGAACGGCAGGCUCGCUUUCCUGCUGGAUCGGCUGGAGGCGCGGGUGCUGCGCUCAGGCCCGCCGCCCAAGAAGGCCCAGCAAUCCGCGCCUGUCCUGCACCUCUACGAUGAGGACCCCAUCGAGCUGGCGCCGAGAGGAGCUCAGACGGAGUCCGAGGGGCCCUCGGUGCCUUUUAGGCUGACCGAGGCCAAGCUCUGCCGCGAGCCAAUUGGGGACUGCCACUACUUCGGGCGCCUCAAUUUGAAGGUGACCAACGUGGCAACCACCACGGUUGCGCUGUUCGCGUCAUGAAGCGGAUGCAGCGAUCGCAUGGCCGUAGAUGGCCAGCUGCGGACGGGGCCGGGGCGGCGAACAGC
Effrenium voratum is the source of this 640-nucleotide messenger RNA. NCBI's taxonomy places the organism in Eukaryota, Dinophyceae, Suessiales, Symbiodiniaceae. The record is from the annotation of a GenBank genome assembly.